Elaeis guineensis (African oil palm) is the source of this 1259-nucleotide messenger RNA. RefSeq names its product probable CCR4-associated factor 1 homolog 7. Lineage: Eukaryota; Viridiplantae; Streptophyta; Magnoliopsida; Arecales; Arecaceae. The record is from RefSeq and is a predicted model, not a curated record. Gene Ontology annotation, cellular component: CCR4-NOT complex. Gene Ontology annotation, molecular function: poly(A)-specific ribonuclease activity; nucleic acid binding.
CUCUUCCUCUUUCCCCCCUCCUCUUCGCCCUCCGGAAAAGAUCUCGGAAACCCUAAAUUUUCUCCCAAAGCUGCCCCCUUCCCCACCUCCAAUUCCACCCAAAUUCCAUCCCAUUUUCCUUCGAUUUCUCCAGAUUCGACCUCAGAUCUCUCUCCACCAUCGCCGAUUCUGGGGCUUCGAUUCGUUUUCCUUAAGAUCUAGGGUUUUUUGGAUCGCGACGUCGGUCAGGAUUUCUUAUGCCCCAUUCGAAUUCCUAGGGAAUCAGGGGAUUGAUGUCGAUUCCGGCGAAGAGCGACGAGUCCGUCGAGAUCCGGGAGGUGUGGGCGGAUAACCUCGAGGUGGAGUUCGCCGUGAUUCGAGAGAUUGUCGACGAGUACCCCUUUAUCGCCAUGGACACCGAGUUCCCUGGCGUCGCCAUCACCCCCGUCCGCGCGUUCAAGAACAUCUCGGAUCAACACUACCAGACCCUCCGCGCCAACGUCGACCUCCUCCACCUCAUCCAGGUCGGCAUCACGUUCUCCGACGCCUCUGGCUGCCUCCCGCCCUCCCCUUCCGGCGGUGGCCUUCGCUGCGUCUGGCAGUUCAACUUCCGGGAGUUCGACCCCGACCGGGACGUCUCCAACCCCGAUUCCAUUGACCUCCUCCGCCGCUCCGGCAUCGACUUCGUGAAGAACCGGGAGCAGGGGAUCGAUGCCCUCCGCUUCGCGGAGCUUCUCAUGUCUUCCGGUGUUGUGCUUAAUGAUUCGGUCCAGUGGAUCGCAUUCCAUGGAGCCUAUGACUUUGCCUACCUCCUCAAGAUCCUGACUUGCCGCCGGCUCCCGGAGAGCUUGGAGGAGUUCUUCGAACUCGUCGGGGCGUUCUUUCCUAUAGUCUAUGACAUCAAACACCUGAUGAGGUUCUGCAACAAUCUUUAUGGGGGGCUCAAUAAGGUGGCCGAGCAGGUGGAUGCCGAGCGGAUUGGGGUCUGCCACCAGGCAGGCUCCGACAGCUUGCUCACUGCUCGUGUCUUUUGGAGGUUGAAGGAGAACUACUUUGAUGGGUCCAUUGAGAGAUAUGCUGGCUGUUUGUAUGGUCUUGAGACCUGACAUAAUAGUUAUUUGGAUAAAGAAGAAAAAUAUUAGAAAUAAAUUUUGGAUGAGUCCAGAAAAAAAGAAAACUUGCUUUGGUGAAUACAUGCAUGGUGUGGUAUUCUCCUCAUUUGUCUACUUACGUCUUUGGUUGGUGAAAGUGGUGGCUUCUUAGGCUGGUUUUUAUUGCCU